GUCCUCACUUACACGACUUCGGUUCGCUGGUAGCGUCACAGCUGAUUUGGGGAAUCCGUGAGGUGUAUAUCUGAAGAUUUCCCCAGUUAAUCAGUCUGCCCACAUGAAGACAGAACCUGAGGUAUAGAUGUGCUUCAAACGAUAAACCGACGGUUUAAGGAAGCUUGAACAACUUCUACUCAACAGGAAGAUGGGUCCGAUUAGAGUUUUUCCAAGUCUUCAUCAUGUUGCUGCUCUUCCUUCUAUAUGCACGAGAUCAAGACAUUCCCUUUGUAGGCCAGCUGUAAAACUGUGCUAUUCCUCCCUCUGCACCCUGCAACAGACAAGAUCUGGUUCAACAGAGACCGCCUUUAGCCAUCACAUUUCAGACCUGACUGACAGGGAGAAAAGACUACUGACCAGGCUUUAUGAUGGACUUAUCGGGGGUCAGAGGGCAGCUCUCGCCGAAUCUAUAACCCUUGUGGAGACCCAGCAUCCAAGGAAGAAAGAGAUGGCCCAGGUUCUGCUUCAAAGAGUGCUGGCCUUCCGUCAGGAGCAGGAGAAACGCAAUGGUGGAAAUCCAGUGGCCUUCAGAGUGGGACUGUCUGGUCCCCCUGGUGCUGGAAAGUCUUCAUUCAUCGAGGUCAUUGGGAAAAUGCUGACAGGAAGAGGACAUAAAGUGUCAGUACUGGCUGUGGAUCCUUCCUCGUGCACAACUGGAGGUUCACUGAUGGGGGACAAAACGCGAAUGACAGAGCUCUCCAGAGACAUGAGCGCUUACAUCCGACCAUCUCCCACAUCAGGAACCCUCGGUGGUGUGACGCGAACCACCAACGAAGCUAUAGUCCUCUGUGAGGGCGCAGGCUAUGACAUUGUAUUAGUGGAAACAGUGGGUGUUGGUCAGUCUGAGUUUGCCGUGGCUGACAUGGUGGAUAUGUUUGUGCUGUUGAUCCCACCAGCAGGGGGCGAUGAACUACAGGGAAUCAAAAGAGGAAUCAUUGAGAUGGCUGACUUGGUGGUGGUUACAAAAUCAGAUGGUGAGUUGGUCGUUCCAGCGCGCAGGAUACAGGCAGAAUACACAAGUGCCCUGAAGUUGCUCCGAAAGAAGUCCAAAGUCUGGAAACCAAAGGUGGUCCGCAUAUCUUCUCAGACGGGGCAGGGUGUGCCUGAGCUGUGGGAUACCGUGCUACACUUCCGGGACGCCAUGCUGAGCAGCGGGGAGCUGCGAGUCCGGCGGCAAACUCAGCAGAAGGUGUGGCUGUGGAAUCUGAUCCAGGAGAACGCUCUACGCCACUUCCAGCAGCAUCCAGCGGUGCGUGCCCGGCUCCCGGAGCUGGAGCGAAGGGUCACGCGUGGAGACAUCUCACCAGGCCUUGCCGCUGACCUGCUUCUGAAAGUUUUCUCCACCGCACAGUGAUGGAAGGCCGUUCCAUGGGAAGCUAUGAGCUGGGGCUUAUUGGAAAGAUAUAAUAGAAAGAUUGAGCCUUACAAGAUUUGAUUACUUUUUAUUAUGUUUCAUCUGGUUUUAAAGGAUCCUAAUGACUGAUGACAUUUGAUAAUUAUUAUAGGUGAGGUAGCAGUCUCGGUAUUAUCUUGCCAAGUUGGGGAAAUUGUAUUCAAAGAAAAGGAAAUUAAAUGAUUAAUAACUUUUACACCCUGUGACCUGAAAUCUGUUACUUGUAUGGGACUCAACAAUAAAGUAUUUUCUGUUGGUCCACCUCAGCUAUUGAUUAAUUUGUAUGUUUUGUUUUAAUUUUUUUUAUUAUUAGAUUUUUACUUGCCUACAAACAUUUACACCGAUCUCAUGAAAUAAAUUGAAAAAUAUGUAUUAUGUAUAUACAGUAAUAUACAAUUUGAAAACAAUAGCAUGGUGGAAAACAUUUUUUCUUUAAUGACCCAUAAAAUACAAUGCAUUACUUUAUUUUUCACUGAACAUUUAAAAAAAGAAAAAGAAAAAAGGUAAACCGCUAUAUGUAUAGAUUUUGUUUAUAUGCCUGCAAACAUUCACACUUAUCAGAAUACUGUUUUGUGUUCAUGCAUUUUAAAUAGAAGUCCUAUAGACUGUACAGGGAUGCUAAGUAAACUACUAGCAGUACUGUAUUAUACUGUUGUGCUCAAUGUUUUCCUGUGGAAAUAAGACAAAACCGCUGUUAAGUCGUGGGGUGUUUGUUACAAAUCACUAGAACUAUAUCACUAGAGUUAUUUUUACAAUUACAUUCUCCGCAAGCCAGCAGAUGAUAUUGCUGAUCUUACAUCAUAGCUCCAUUACAUGAAUUUAAAUGAGCUCAUACAGUAGAGUGUUUUCCAGCAGUUGGUGUUCUCUCAGGCUGACACUAGAUGGACCUGCAGACCUGGAGAGAUCUUUGUCCGUUAUGUAAAUGAGCUCCUCUGCAUGCCACUGCUGUUUUUCUCAGCUUACAAUAGCGUGCUGUUGGCCUGCCCCUUACAGACUCGGAAUAUGCUGACUGCGAUUCCAGUCCUGUUCGCUCCUGUCCUGAUGGUGUACCACAACAGAGAUUUACAAACUCUUAAGAGAACAAGCCACGUUGAACGCUGCCAUGUUGUAACCCAACAUUGUUCUGUUUCAAUAAAUCCCAAGUUCAUGUGA
This is a messenger RNA of Puntigrus tetrazona (Sumatra barb), 2587 nucleotides long. RefSeq names its product metabolism of cobalamin associated A (gene mmaa). Lineage: Eukaryota; Metazoa; Chordata; Actinopteri; Cypriniformes; Cyprinidae. The record is from RefSeq and is a predicted model, not a curated record. The coding region runs from base 191 to 1396 and encodes 401 amino acids. Gene Ontology annotation, cellular component: cytoplasm. The transcript is spliced from 7 exons. Gene Ontology annotation, molecular function: GTP binding; GTPase activity.